Molecule: messenger RNA, 4086 nt
Organism: Penicillium alfredii
Lineage: Eukaryota; Fungi; Ascomycota; Eurotiomycetes; Eurotiales; Aspergillaceae
Product: phosphoribosylformylglycinamidine synthase
Exons: 1
Coding region: 1-4086 (1361 amino acids)
Biological process (GO): 'de novo' IMP biosynthetic process
Molecular function (GO): phosphoribosylformylglycinamidine synthase activity
Source: RefSeq, a predicted model, not a curated record
AUGACCUCAACCAAUCCCACUUACCUGGCUAUCCCGGGUUCGGUAGCAUUCUCCCGCUCCCGUGGCCAAGCUAUUGCAGCUAGCAUUGGGGCCCAGGAUGUCCGAGCUCAGUGGAUUCACUAUGUGCACGCCUCUCAACCUUUGGACCAACCGCAGCGAGCUGUGCUCGAACAGCUGCUUCGAUACGGCGAUAUCACCGACGUCACUCCCUCUUUCACUUCUGAUGACGGACAAUUCGAGACCUUUUAUAUCUUCCCCCGCACCGGAACUAUUUCGCCGUGGAGCUCCCAGGCAACGGGCAUUUCGCAUGUCUGUGGCCUGCGCCAACAUGUGAAGCGCAUUGAGCGGGGCAUGAAGAUCUCAUGCCUUCGCAGCGAUGCCCAGGAAUACAAGUCCGGAUACAUGGAUAUCUUGCAUGACCGGAUGACGCAAAUCAUCAGCAAGGAAGAGCCUGAUCUUCAACUUAUGUUCUCUGAGCACGCUCCUCAGCCCCUCCGAACGAUUUCCCUGCAGGGUGGCGCUAAGUCUCCCAAGGAGAUCCUCCAAGAGGCGAACAAGGAAUUGGGUUUGGCUUUGGAUGAAUCAGAAAUUGAUUAUUUGGCAGAGGCAUAUGGUCCGAAUGGCGCAAUUUCCCGCGACCCGACCGACGUGGAGCUCUUCAUGUUCGCUCAGGUAAACUCGGAGCACUGCCGACACAAGCAAUUCAACGCCACAUGGGUGAUCGACGGCAAGCCAAUGCCCAACAGUCUCUUUGCUAUGAUUCGCAACACACACAAGAAAAGUCCUGAGCACACCGUCAGUGCCUACAGUGACAACGCUGCCGUCCUGGAGGGUGGCAACGCUGCGUUCUGGGCUCCCGACCCGACCACCGGCGAGUGGUUGCACACAAAGGAAGUCGUGCACUUCUUGGCAAAGGUUGAAACUCAUAACCACCCUACCGCAGUGUCACCCUACCCAGGUGCCGCUACGGGUUCCGGUGGAGAGAUCCGUGACGAGGGAGCUGUCGGUCGCGGCUCGCGUCCUAAAGCCGGUCUCGCUGGCUACUGCGUGUCUGACCUCCUGAUCCCAGAGCUGAGACAGCCUUGGGAACUUGAUGUGGGUCGCCCGAUCCACAUUGCGAGCAGCUUGGAUAUCAUGCUGGAAGCACCAAUCGGUAGUGCUGCUUACAACAACGAAUUUGGUCGCCCUUGCACCGCUGGAUACUUCCGCACACUACUCACAGAAAUCGAUGUUGGUGAUGGCCAAAAAGAGCUGAGAGGAUACCACAAACCCAUUAUGAUCGCCGGUGGUGUUGGAACCGUUCGGCCCCAGCACGCCCUGAAGAACCCAGACACGGUUAAGCCCGGCUCCUACCUUGUUGUUCUGGGUGGCCCAGCCAUGCUUAUUGGUCUGGGGGGAGGUGCUGCAUCAAGUAUCGCCUCUGGUGAAGGGUCUGCGGAUCUCGACUUUGCCAGUGUUCAGAGAGGUAACGCUGAAGUCCAGCGGAGAGCCCAAGAGGUUAUCAACGCGUGUGUGGCCAUGGGAAAUAACAACCCUAUCAAGUUCAUCCACGACGUUGGUGCCGGUGGUUUGUCCAACGCACUUCCCGAGUUGAUUCAUGACUCGGGCUUGGGAGCGAAGUUUGAACUUCGCGAAGUUGACAGUGCCGAUAGGAGCAUGAGCCCCAUGCAAAUCUGGUGCUGUGAAGCCCAAGAGCGUUACGUGUUGGCUGUCGGUGAAGAGGCCAUGAACAAGUUCACAGCAAUCGCACAGCGCGAGCGCUGUGGCUUCUCUGUCGUUGGUCGCGGCGGUGGCACUUCUGAGGAGGAAAAGAGACUCAUCCUUCUUGACCGAGAGUCCAAGGAAUACCCGGCCCCUAUUGACCUUCCCCUGUCUGUACUGUUCGGAAAGCCCCCGCGAAUGACCAGAACCGUCGAUUCGCGCAAGCUGAAGCUGCCGGCUGUGGACUCCGGUCUCACCAAGUAUCUGCCCUCGCUUACGUCAAAGGUGGAACUUGUGGGUGAAGCCGUCAACCGAGUUCUGUCUCUUCCUGCAGUGGGUUCCAAGUCUUUCUUGAUUACGAUUGGAGACCGGACCGUUGGCGGUCUUACCGCUCGUGACCAGAUGGUCGGCAAGUGGCAGACGCCCGUGUCCGAUGUUUCGGUCACUGCCACGUCGUUGCUGCAGGGCAUGAAGACGGGUGAAGCUAUGGCUAUGGGUGAAAAGCCUACUUUGGCUCUGAUCUCGCCGGCUGCUUCCGCACGCAUGGCCGUUGCAGAGUCACUUAUGAACAUCGCUGCCUCUAAUUUGGUGGACCGCCUUAGCCAUGUGAAGCUGUCAGCAAACUGGAUGUCUGCCAGCAGCCACCCCGGUGAGGGUGCUGCGAUUUAUGAGGCCGCCGAGGCUAUUGGUCUCGACCUGUGCCCCAAGCUUGGUAUCAGCAUUCCGGUCGGAAAAGAUUCCAUGUCCAUGAAGAUGAAGUGGAAGGGUGAAGCUUCCAACGAGGCCAAGGAAGUUACUGCGCCAAUGUCGCUUGUCAUUUCUUCCUUCGCACCAGUGGACGACAUCCGCAAGACCUGGACUCCAGCUCUUCGUCGUCUCGAAGAUGUGGGCGAGACUGUUCUUAUGUUUGUCGAUCUCUCGUUCGGCCGCAAGACGCUUGGUGGCUCUGCUCUGGCUCAGGUCUUUAAUGAGGUGGGCACCGAGUGCCCCGAUGUUCGCGAUGUCGACAUCUUCAGAGACUUCUUCGAUGCCACACAGCAGCUGCAGGAGGCCGGAAUUGUCCUGGCCUACCACGACCGCUCCGACGGUGGUCUGCUCACUACCCUCGCCGAAAUGAUGUUUGCCGGUCGCUGCGGUGUCGAGAUUAUGCUCGACAACAUCUGCUCGUCUUUCCACACCAACGACGUUGUCGAGUCACUUUUCAACGAGGAACUGGGUGCUGUCUUCCAGGUUCGCAAGGAGCAUGAGAUUCAGUUCCGCUCAUGCUUCGCCACCUGUGGUCCUCCUCCGGGCCUGAUUCACAAGAUUGGACGUGUCUCGGAGAAGCAGAAGCAGAACCUCACCAUCUACCACAAGGCCUCCCUGGUGUACCGCAACAGCCGGUCUAACCUCCAGCAGACCUGGUCCAGGACCUCUUACCACAUGCAGAAGAUCCGUGACAACGCCGAGUGUGCGGAUCAAGAAUACGCCAACAUCCUUGACGACGCUAACCCGGGUCUGUCCUGGAAUCCCACCUUUGACCCUAAGGACAGAGGCUUGCCUUUCAUGACCAGUCUCUCCCAGUUCUCUCCCUUCACCAACAAGCCCCGCGUUGCCAUCCUGCGUGAGCAAGGUGUUAACAGCCAAGCCGAGAUGGCGUUUGCCUUCAACACCGCCGGUUUCUCCGCCGUGGAUGUCCACAUGACCGACAUCAUCUCCGGCCGGGUCUCGCUUGCCAGCUUUGCGGGUCUUGCUGCCUGCGGUGGAUUCUCAUACGGUGACGUCCUGGGCGCCGGCCAGGGCUGGGCCAAGUCCGUUCUGCUGCAUGAGAACACGCGCAAGGAGUUCCAAUCGUUCUUCGAGCGCCCCGACACCUUCGCCCUGGGUGUGUGCAACGGCUGCCAGUUCCUGUCCCGCGUCAAGGAGCUGAUCCCUGGCGCACGCGACUGGCCCAGCUUCGAGCGCAACGCCAGCGAGCAGUAUGAAGGCCGAGUCAGCAUGGUCCGCAUCUCCGACCCAGACCCCUCGCGCCCCAGUGUGUUCUUCCACGGCAUGGACGGCUCGUCGUUCCCGAUUGCCGUGGCGCACGGCGAGGGUCGUGCCUCAUUCGCCGCCUCUUCGACUGUCACUGCACACGACUUUGUUCGCGAGGGUCUUGCCCCGGUCAGGUUCGUUGACAACGGUACCUUCAAGCCCACCAUGAGGUACCCCUUCAACCCCAACGGCAGUCCCGAGGGUAUUGCCGGUGUGCGCAGCCCCGAUGGUCGUGUCCUGGCUAUCAUGCCUCACCCCGAGCGCACCGUCAUGAACGGCAUUGCAAGCUGGUUGCCUCCGUACGCUGAGUCUUGGGGUGAAAUCGGGCCUUGGGGCCGAAUCUUCUUCAGUGCUAGACGCUGGGUUGGCUAA